This is a messenger RNA of Myripristis murdjan (pinecone soldierfish), 1185 nucleotides long. Its product is annotated as transmembrane protein 178A. Gene Ontology annotation, cellular component: endoplasmic reticulum membrane. The record is from RefSeq and is a predicted model, not a curated record. The coding region runs from base 1 to 1008 and encodes 335 amino acids. The transcript has 4 exons. Gene Ontology annotation, biological process: regulation of cytosolic calcium ion concentration; negative regulation of osteoclast differentiation. NCBI's taxonomy places the organism in Eukaryota, Metazoa, Chordata, Actinopteri, Holocentriformes, Holocentridae.
AUGCCUGGUAACGGCAACAGCGGCGGGAACCGACAGGGCGGCCGGACCGGGCCCGGCGCGCCCGAUGCCCCGGCCAUGGAGAGACCCAGGCCGGCCGUGACGGCGACGGUCCCGGCCACGGUGACGGCGGUCAGCCUGGCGCUCAGCGUGCUGUCCUUGCUGCUGCUGGUCACCGCGAUCGCCACCGACCACUGGUACGAGACCGACACCCGGCGGCACAAGGAGAACUGCGACCGGCACGGCUCCGACUCCAACGACCAGAAGAACCGGGAGAUGCCGAUCUACCACCUGCCGCUGGUGGACACCGGCGGAGCCAAGCGGGACGUGGCGCUGAUGAAGCCGGUGCACGUCGGCAGCAGAGAGGAGGAGCUGCUGGAGAACUGGCGGGCGAUCCUCGGGAUGGGCAUCCUGGAGACGGAGUGCGGCAGACCGCUGUUCUCCACGCACUCCGGCCUCUGGAGGAAGUGCUACUUCAAAGGCCUGGACCUGGACAUCGACAAGCUCAUCUCCAAGGGUAUCGCUGAUCGCUGCUCGGCUGUCAAGUAUCACUUCUCGCAGCCCAUCAGGCUGAGGAACAUCCCACUGAACCUGACCAGGACCAUCCAGCAGGACGAGUGGCACCUGCUGCACCUGAGGAGGAUCACAGCAGGGUUCCUGGGCAUGGCGGCGGCCGUCCUGCUGUGCGGCAGCAUCGUGGCUUCAGUCGGCUUCUUCUGGGAGGAGAGUCUGACCCAGCACGUCUCCGGCCUGCUCUUCCUCAUGGCAGGGAUCUUCUGCACCAUCUCCCUGUGCACGUACGCGGCCAGCGUGACCUACGACCUCUCCAGGAACCCGCCCUUCAUCUACGGGCUGCCGGGCGAUGUGGACCACGGCUACGGCUGGUCCAUCUGCUGCGCCUGGGCCAGCCUGGGCCUCACCGUGGCCUCCGGCUGCCUCGGCACCACCUACCCCUUCCUGAGCCGGGCCAAAGCCCUGCGCUCCAAGACCGCCCGCGAGUCCUCCGUCUGAGCCCGCGAGACGUCCCGACGAGGCGGGGGAGGACGAGGGAGCGACCGCCUGGCGUACGGCGGCCUCGGUCGGCGUUUUGAUGGAUGGGUGUUGGAGAGCCGGGCUGAGCUAGAGAACAGGUUUCUCGGUUGGUUUGUUUGACUCGUGGUGUGUUCAGGGCGCCGUGGAAAGCGCAGA